AUGACUUCUAGAUCAACAAUUUGGCGUCGUCGACAACGUAUUAAAGAUAUUUUCAAAGAGAAAACAUCAAUAAUUGAUGUAUCAACAAAUUCUACUGAUGAUAAAUUAAAUCAUUCGUUUUGUGUAGAUGACAAUCUUUCAAGUCAAACACAAUCAGAUCAACAUGUUGAUAAUAAUCGCUAUGAACAACCUUCUUCUUGUUCUUCUAUCAGUUUUGAAGAUUUCAUGGCAUCAAUUGGAAUGAAUGAAGAAGAACAUAUAUUUGGUGGUACCCAAUUAGAUCCAAACGCUGAAGAUGAAGAGAAAAUAGAAGAAAACCAAUUUUUCGAUCUAUCUGCUGAUCCAUCGAUUCGAGAAGUUGCUGCUGUUCUUAGUUUACUCAAGAUUCGACAUAAAUUAUCAAAUCGUUGUUUAGAUGAUUUGUGUCAUUUAAUGCAAUUGUUGAAGGCACAAAAUGUUCCAAAAAGUUCAGCGCAUAUAAAACGUAUUCUUUUACCAUUAGCAACAAUUGAUAAUGUAUCACCAUCUUAUUUUUGUGCUAAAUGUAAUAAGUUAUCAACUAACGAAACAAAUUGUUCCAAUAUCAACUGUUCUGAAAAUAAUGGAUUUACUACAAAGGCACCUGUUUUCGUUCGAAUGCCUUUAAAAACUCAAAUAAAAAAUGUAUUAGCACGUUUUUCAUCACAAUAUUUUCAACAAUAUACUAAUUCUUUAUUAACAAAUUCAUCAAAUAUUACUCAAGGUUUAUUAUAUAAGAAAAUUGUACAACAAGAAGGUGAUAAUUUUAUUUCGUUAAUAAUGAAUGUAGAUGGCAUAGAAAUUUCAAAAAGUUCAAGAUCUUCAUUAUGGGUAAUUACAUUUGUAAUUAACGAAUUAAGACGCACCGAAAGAUUUCAAAUGGAAAAUAUUCUUGUCGGUGGAAUUGGAGCUGGUUUGUCGAAACCUUCAAGAGAAGAAAUGGCUGCAUAUUUACAGCCAAUAAUUGAUGAAUUAUUAAGUUUACAAAAUGAAUGUCGCUUUAAAAUGAGUGAUGGACAUUAUUUAUUUUUGAAAGUAUUUUUAAUAGCUGGUUCAUUAGAUAAGCCCGCACAAGUAUUAGUGCAGAAUAUUACUGAAAUUAAUGGUGCAUACGGUUGUGGCAAAUGUUUAAUGAAAGGAAUUACAGUACCAGUUAAACCUGAUAGUAAAAAAAGAAUUCGAGUAUUUUCACUUCGAAAAAAUGAUAUCCAACCUAAGUUGCGAACCAAUUUUACUUAUGAUAUUAAAAUGGCUAUCCCAGAAAGAUUUCGACCAAAAGAAAAAAAAUCUCGUCGUGAUUACAUGUGUGGAUACAUGGGAGAAUGUCGUCUACGUGAUUUACUUUACUUUGACGUUGGACGGUGUUUUGUAUUCGAUACUCUACACAAUCUCUAUAGGGGUUCAUUUAGUAGAUUUCUUGAUCUAUGGUUUGAUUCAAAACAUCAUCGUGAACCAUGGUGCUUGAGAUCAAAAAUGAAGCUUAUAGAUCUUUCUUUAUCUACACAUAAAUAUCCAUCAACAACAUAUCGUUUACCUAGGACAAUUUUAAAGUAUUAUCAGUUUAAAGCAAAUGAACUAAGAUGUAUUCUUUUAUUUGGUUUUUCACCAUUUUGUAUGUAUUUACCAAAAAAAUAUGGUCGUCAUUUUCUAUUACUUGUUCUUAUUGCUCAUCUUUGUGAAUCAAAAAUUAUUACUUCAGAACAAUUAUCACAAAUUAAAUUGUUAACAAACGAAUUUAUUUAUCAAUUUCCAUUACUUUAUGGUGAUCGACAAAAUGUUAUAUCGAUUCAUUCGAUUAUGCAUUUAAGUGAAUCAGUUAGAGAUUUUGGUGGUGUUUACAAUUAUUCUACUUUCAAUUUUGAAAGCUACCUAGGUACAUUAAGAGCAACUAUUCAUUCAACUCGUCGACAUGCUUUGGAAGUACAAUCGAAUGUUAACCUUCUUCGUUUAUCUUGUAUAUGUGUUAAUGAACCAACAUUUAACUUUCAACUAAGUGGUUUUAUUAAUUCUGCUCUACCAAACAUACGAAAUAAUAAUCCAUUUAAAUUUCAUCAACCUAUUCAAUUAAAGGAAAUUGAUCGUGAUAAAGGUCGAAAUAAUGAUAUUCAUGAUGUACUCGGCAACGAUAUAAAAUUAUAUAAUACUUUUAUUUUUAAUGGUAUUCGUUUCACCGUUGCUACACAUCAAAAUAAUGGACAAAAAGAUGAUUCAUGUGUGUUAUAUAAAUUAGUUAACAAGAUUCGAAUUGGAUUUAUUAUUUCUAUCAUACAAAAAUCUGUAGAUGAAAAUGAUUGUAUUGUACAAAUUCGUGAUGUACCAAUUAAUAGAUAUAUGUCUAUUAAUAUAAAUAACACUCAAAUAACUUGUUCAACUAUAAUGUUUGGCAAUGCUGAACAAAACAAUAGUAUUUUUUUUGUACGACCUAUCAAUAUUGUAGAAAAAUUAGUACAUGUUUUUGAUAAUGCUUCAAAAAUGUUUAUUUUUUUUCGUUUUCCAAAUAUGUUAGAAUCAACUUAA
This is a messenger RNA of Adineta steineri, 2535 nucleotides long. NCBI's taxonomy places the organism in Eukaryota, Metazoa, Rotifera, Eurotatoria, Adinetida, Adinetidae. The record is from the annotation of a GenBank genome assembly.